CGUGUCCUAGUCUCUAACCUCUUAAUCUUGCGCCGUGAGAAAAAAUAAUAUGAUAUAUAUUUUAUUAUAAAACAAAACCGUGAUUCACAGUGAAUCAUUCACUCUUGUUGCCGCCGUCGACUACACGUAUCCAUAUUAUUAUAUACAUAUAUAAUAUAAUAACACUAUUACUUAUCUAAGCGACUAGUCUUGGAUUCUACGAAUGGUAUAAUUCUGUUUCAUUCUAGCCGAAUUAUUGUAUAGUUGUUUUUGUUUUUAAUAAUUACCUACACUUUUUCUCCAUUGUUAUACGUUUUUUUGGCAUUACAAACGCCAAAAUAACUUUUUAUUGUACGCUUGAAAACAAUCGUAUUCCCGUAAAUUUGUGGCUGCGCCUUUAGUGUUGACGUCUCGUCUGCAUAUCUUCAACGUUUGUUUGGGACUGCAAUUUGAAAAGAGCUUCCAAUUAUUUAAUCAACAAUAAUGGCUAUGGAAGGAGAGGAAAUCAUUUCGGAUCAGGAGAAGGUCAGAAUUGUCUCCGAUUUCAUUUUGCAUUCACCUCCUGGCGAAUUUAAUGAAGUUUUUAAUGAUGUUCGAGGUUUGGUAAACAAUGAUGCUCUACUCAAAGAGGGAACCUGCUGGGCGUUUGCUUUGUAUAAUAAAGAACAAACUUUGCCAGUUAAAAUAGAAAAUAGUGAUCAAUCAGUGUUAAUAACACAAUUUAAUGACUUGGGGUCAAAUAGAUUUUUCGAUCCCAGGUCAAAGCAGUCAUUUAAGUUUGAUCAUUUAAGAAAAGAAGCAUCCAACUAUGAAAGCUGGGAACCAGAUACUGAGACAGAAGCUUGGCGUUCAGCAUUUGAAACCGAGUUUACCAAUUAUACUACAUUACAUUAUAAACAUGGAACCUGUAGUGUUUUUACCAAGAAGGACGGUGCCUCUACUGUAAUAACUGCUUGUAUUGAAGAUCACGAAUUUCAAGCAAAAAAUUUUUGGAAUGGCCGCUGGCGAUCGCAGUGGACAAUGACAAUUGGGUCAGCCAAUAUUGAGAUUCUUGGGUUUUUAAGGAUUCAUGUUCAUUACUACGAGAAUGGUAAUGUUCAGUUAGUUGCGUCCAAGGAAGUCAAGGAGUCUAUUGCAUUAAUGAAUGAAGAACAAGCCGUCAAAGAGAUUUUAAAAUUAGCUGCAGAUUCUGAAAAUGAAUACCAGAUUGCUAUCACUGAAAAUUAUCAAACAAUGUCUGAAACUACAUUUAAGGCUCUCCGCCGUCAGUUGCCAGUGACAAGAACGAAAAUUGACUGGAACAAAAUAGUGUCUUAUAGUAUUGCUAAAGAGUUUAAAACUCAAUGACCAAUCAAAUAUGACAGUAGUUUUAUCUGGUAAGUCUUUUUAAGCUUACUGAAAUAUCUUGCUAAACAAUACGCAUAAUACAUUAAAUAAAAAUUGCCGUUUUCAGUUUAGUUGUUAGAGAAACAAUUGUACAAAUGAAUAUUGUGCUAUGUAAUACUUCAUAAUGUUAUUCAUUUUAGUUUCCCAGAAUAGAGUUGUAAAUUAGUAAAAAAAAAUUAUUAUUAAUUUAAUUUAAUUUUUAUAUUUUUAAUUAUCAUUAAAUUAUUUUGUUAAAAGAAUAAAACCAUAAAAAUAUUGAAUGGUUUUUAAAAUUAG
Adelges cooleyi (spruce gall adelgid) is the source of this 1641-nucleotide messenger RNA. RefSeq names its product F-actin-capping protein subunit alpha (gene cpa). Gene Ontology annotation, molecular function: actin filament binding. Gene Ontology annotation, cellular component: actin cortical patch; F-actin capping protein complex. Lineage: Eukaryota; Metazoa; Arthropoda; Insecta; Hemiptera; Adelgidae. Gene Ontology annotation, biological process: barbed-end actin filament capping; actin cytoskeleton organization. The coding region runs from base 463 to 1326 and encodes 287 amino acids. The record is from RefSeq and is a predicted model, not a curated record. The transcript is spliced from 7 exons.